AGUCUCAAAAUGCUUCUUUGCAUUGUUUUCCUUUUCAGAAUUACCUCAGCUUGCACUGGAAUGAACUCCCCGUUGAAUCUCACUGAUUUCUCUGGAACUAUUUCGACUCCUGGUUGGCCUAAUGGUGAAUCGGUUAAAUCUGGUGAGACGUGUGAAUGGAACUUAACUCCCCCAAAAGGAAAAUACAUUCUACUGAUGUUAAACUUCACGGAAUUGCAAACAUACAGUUUUGUCGUUUCUACAAAUGUAGAUUGCAGUAAUCCUAACGAAGGAGGCUUAACUUUACCAGAUGCCUCAAAUAUCUGUGGGACAAAGUCUUCUGAAUGUUACGCAUUUAUGCAAGACGACGAUCUUCCUGAAACAUUCUGCGAGACAAUGUAUAAGAAUUUGGGAUGUACGAGCCAUGCAGCAUUUAUUUCACGGGAAGGUUGGAAAAAUUUAGAAAUAAUUUAUCAUCAAGGAGAAACGACGAGCCCAAACUACGGUUUCCAUUUGUCAUACAAAUUGUUCAACUGCACAUCUGGACUUCCAAUAAAUAAGGAAACUACACCCGCUCCUAUUCCUACAACUGCCACACAAUCUGAAAUUAUGAAUGUGACAACAAACAAGAUAUCAAAUCAUCAGACAGCGACAACGGGUUUGCGAGUUCCCGGCUAUAUAGACCUGGUUACAGUCGGAAUAAUAAUAGGAGUCAUAGUCGCUGUCUUGUUUCUGAUUGUGGUGAUAAUCGUUGUGGUGAUUGAAUUGCGAAGGAAAAAAAUUCUAGCAGUUGCUAGUAGCAACGAAACAAUAGCAGAAGGACAAUUUUCCAACGAGAUUGAAGAUCACGACUACGCGACGGUACGGCCUGUUGACAACGACGCAGUUUUGGUCAAUGCCAAUGAUCAGAAGAUUGCACCCCGAAGUCCAUUGAAUACGUCAGAAGGAUAUGACGCACUACAUUCCUUUUCUAACGUUCAGCUUCCUGGGUAUUCAUCAAUAGGCGCAGAUAAUACUGAAACACUAACACAUUUCUACGAAUCUCCAAGGCACUCUGAAGAGGAUAGUUUCGACAGUCCCACAUUUGAAAUACAAUCAAAUGGGUCUUCCGCAAUGUACACUGUAAUGAAUAAACAGGCAUGAGUCUGGAAAGUUUAAAUGUUACCUAUUUUUUUUGUAAAAAGUAUGCAAUGUUCAAACACACUUUGUUCUUUCCCAUAAAUGUUUGAAAAAAUCAUUUUAAUGCUAGAAUGACUCUGGCUCAGUUUAUUAAAUAUCAUAGGGAUCACCGAUAUAAAAUGUUUCUGCCGAUCGAAUUUAAUUUUAAAUGCCUGGGCAGAUAAUUUUUACUUUUAUUUCAGGUUUAAACAUUUUGUCAUUUUUUCCUUUUCAAACUUAUAACAUCAAGAUUUUCGUUUAAAUGAAAUCUGUAAAAUUUA
Molecule: messenger RNA, 1418 nt
Organism: Styela clava
Lineage: Eukaryota; Metazoa; Chordata; Ascidiacea; Stolidobranchia; Styelidae
Source: RefSeq, a predicted model, not a curated record